AUGGACGUCAUCAACGUCCGGCCCCCGUCCCGCGCGCCCGAGGCCGACAGGCCAGGGAAGCGAACGCUUCGAAAAGGCACGAGAAGCUGUUGGGAGUGCAAGCGGCGCAAGGUCCGUUGCGUUCCAUGCUCCGAGGAAGGGGAUGCGUGUCUUGGGUGCAAGCGCCGGGGUGCUCAUUGUGUCAGCCAAGAUGGCCCAGUCCCGGACGAAUUCCCCCGACCAGCCGAUAAACACGCAGAAAUGGCAGAGCGCAUGGAGAGAGUCGAGGGACUGCUAGGGCGGCUCGUCCAGAACGUUUCUGUUUUGCGUCGUAGUCCUGCCGCGGCCCAUUCAAGUUUGGACAUGGCCGGUUCUACGGCCUGUUCAUCUUUGCAGGUCACGCCACCGGUUCGUCUCGCGUCACGGGCCUCUUGUGGAAAUCGCGGUGUACGUGCAACUCACAGUUCGGAGCCAGCUUUCCAGACGACAGACUGUCAUCCCCCGACUCCCGUCCCCGAUGCCUCUUACACGCCCAGGCUUGGACAGAUAUCAGCUCUUCUCUACGCAGCGCUCCCCUCGGCCGAGGAUUGCCGCAUCGUUUGUCAGCACCGCAAAGGCUUCGCAGUCUUCUUGCAUCAGAUGCUAAUUCGGCCACAUUCUGAGCUGACCCGCGAGGACUAUGAGCCGGCCGCAAACCUAGCAACCUUGCCCGCGCCCAGCGCUCAUCCCGUUCUUCUUGCUCGCCAUAUGCUCAUGCUUGCCGCGUCUCUUCAACAUGUCCACUCCGACUUCCAGGAUCCAGCCUGCAGGCUCUCAGAGUCUCCGUCCGCUAUGAUGGAACGACUGUUCAACACCGCCUCCAGUCUCGUUACUGCCAAUGACCAUCUUAUGCUCUCUGUGGAAGGAAUAGAGUGUCUGUUGCUGGAGGGCUCAUUCCAGGCAAAUAGUGGCAACUUGAGGCGAGCAUGGCUGACCUUCCGCCGUGCCGUGGCAUUUUCCCAACUGAUAGGGCUGAACGCCAAUGCUCAGACCCCAACCACGCUCGAUCCUGCCACCACGGCGAUGCCACAAUUCAUCUGGUUCCGCAUUAUAAGCAUGGAUCGGUACCUAUGUCUGAUGCUCGGCCUGCCUCAGAGCUCCCCCGACGAUAGCUUUGCAAGCGAGUCGGCUCUGGCCAGCGAUACUCCCAUGGGACGUCUCGAGCGGAUGCAUUGUGUAAUAGCUUCUCGCAUUCUCGACCGCAACCAGCGAGGCCUAACCACGUCCCACGACGUGACCACAACACGAGAAAUCGACCUCGACAUCCAACGGUUGGCACAAUCCAUGCCGCCCCGGUGGUGGCUGCCCCCAAACUUGGCCAACCUCGCAAGCUGCGAAUGUCGCGACGUCUUCUCGGAGACGCUCCGACUCAUCAACCAGCUGCUGCACUACGGCCUGUUGAACCAAUUACAUCUACCAUACAUGCUUCGCGCCUCGCUGGAUCCCAAGUACGUCUACAACAGGGUCACCUCGGUCACCUCCAGCCGUGAGAUGCUGACCCGCUUCAUUGCCCUUCGCUCCUCCAACUUGCUUGCCUUGUGCUGUCAAUCUAUAGACUUCUUCACCCUCACGGCAGCCAUGACCCUCAUCUUGGCUCACAUUAACGCCAAUCAGCAUGACGGCCAUAGCUUCAUAGCUCAUCAGCGUUCCAGCGAUCUUGCCAUGGUGGAACAAGUUAUUGACAUUAUGCAACGCGUCACCGAGCUUAAUACCGAUCCCCUUCCCCACAAAGCAGCACACCUUUUGGCCCAACUGCUCGCAGUCGAAGGCCACGCUGCGGAGGGAUGUACGUAUAGCACACAGAGUGUCGAUGCAGCCGAGAGCGUUUCUCCGUCUCGGCUGAGUCUGACCGAGGGUAGCUUUGGCACAGAAGCUCCGCAUGCAUGCUUCAGUAAUGACACCUCCGUAUUGUACAUCCAUCUUCCACACUUCGGAACCAUCAAAAUAGCUCGCGAGGGGCGCAUCUCUAGGGAGCCAGCCAUUUCGGGCUGGCCGCAGGUCUCUACUGACCGUGACGACGAGCGGCAGCCGCAACACAGCAGCCCAAUAACGGAGGCGCCAUCAAACAGCAACUCGGCAAGAAUACUUGGCUCUGCCGAUGGCUCAGCUCUCGAUCCACUCGUUCAUAAUACAGUCGCUAUGGCACCGAACGCAACGGAUCCCCAGCCAACACAGCGUCACCAAUUUCACUCAUCCUUUUCAGGCACUGCCCAUGCACGCAUGCAACAGCAGCAUGCCGGACAAUCAAGCAUGGCUCUUGACACAAAUAAUUGGGUCUUGGAAGGCGUGAAUGUCUUCUUUGACAGUUUGUUGCAGGGAGCCGACGGAGGAGAUGCGGAUAUCAGAUAG
Metarhizium brunneum ARSEF 3297 is the source of this 2367-nucleotide messenger RNA. NCBI's taxonomy places the organism in Eukaryota, Fungi, Ascomycota, Sordariomycetes, Hypocreales, Clavicipitaceae. The record is from RefSeq and is a predicted model, not a curated record.